GUAAAAGAAAACAAAGUCGAUCGGUCCCAGUCAGCUGCUGCCCACCAAACUGAAAUAUUUUAAAACUGAAAAUCAAACCAAUUUUGGCAAAGUAAUUUUGCAACAAAAAGAAUGAAGAAUUAGAUAAGACGUUAACAUUUUACAUACAUAAGAUAUGCCCCCUAGCUCAUGUUGUUCCUGUUCCGUUCCCAUAAUUUCUGGGGAGCUUGCUAAAAAUGAAAUUUGUGUUCCGACCGAUAAUCUAAACUUUGAAAUUGUCCCUGACGAGGAAGGUGCAGAAUUUGAAACAGUUAAAAUUGUAACCAUACUAAAAACUAUAUUUUCACUGACUUCCGUGAACUUUGAAACUUUCAUGUGUCACGAUUGUGCAGAGUGUGUGCAAAAAUUGUACCUUAUUUAUAAGGAAUUUGAGAAGCUUAUCCAACACCACAGUUCUCUAGGCCGUGCUUUAAUGGAAGCACGUAAAAGACGUGACCUUGACGUCGCCACAGCGAAGGAAGAAAUUAAUAUUUGCAAAAUUGAAAACAUUAUUGACGACGGAGGCCAUGAUGACUCCGAUGAAAGUUUGGAAGUACCAAUUAAACAAGAAUUUCAAUCAUGGGAUGAAUUUGGAGUUAAUUGUUAUGCCGGUAUUAAACCAGACUUGAAGAUAGAAAACUCCAGCAGUCAAAGCGAAGAACAAAGUUUUAGUGGGGACGAACAUGACGAUGAUGACCACACCCACGAAGAGGAAGAAAUUGCACAACCAAUCAGCCAAUUCUCUCCCAGGAAAGUGUGCCCCAUUUGUUCGAAAAGUUAUGCUAACCCGUCGCACUUGCAGCGACAUUGGGACAACGUGCAUCCGACCCACACCUUCCCUGCUGAACCACCUCCCCCAUACAAAUGUGAAUAUCCAAACUGCUCUAAAAGUUACGUUCGGCGACACGAUUUUGACCUUCACUCCAAACGACAUGACUCCGACAAGGGAACCGACAUCCGCUGUCCCACCUGCUCAAAAACGUUCCGGUUUGCCAGCUCCCUCUCAAGACAUAUCAGUCUAACGCAUAAAUCCCUCGUCACCAAGUAUCGCUGUCCAGAGGAUUCUUGUUCUCGAACCUUUGCACGGAAAGAUCAACUCGUUACGCAUCACAACACGAAGCACGCGACCUCCUCCGCGAUAAAAUUGGUGCAUUCAGACCUCUCAAAUUUGGAAAAAGAGCUACCGAACGGAAGUGAGGAUCUGAAAAGUAAAAUAUUUUUACGGAAUGUCCCCCCAACCGUGAGGACAGGACCGACUGGGAGGAAAAAGGCGAGAAAUUGCGUCCUUUGCGGAAAAUCUGUUACAAAUAUGGGUGCACAUCUGAAAACACAUAAGGACCCAGAAGACCGGGUUCGACACCCGUGUGACAUUUGUGGCUCCACUUUCGCCACCCGGUCCGGCCUGACAGAUCAUGUCGAAAGCCUGCAUAAAGACGUUGUCCCACAUUUGUGCCACCACUGCGGAAAGAGUUUUAAAAGGCGAAGAGAUUUAGGGGCACAUGUCAAGUUGCAUGAGGGCGUCGGAGUGGAGAAACAGUUUGGAUGUGACCUUUGUGGGAAAAUGUUUAGCAGGAAGAGCAACCUUAAAGCGCAUGGGGUGCAAGUGCAUAAAAUAUUGCAAGUGGGGGAGCCAAAUGGAGGAGUAGAAUAAUCAGUCAGGAUGUGAAUUUUAUAAUUGAAAUUGUACAAUUUAUAACUUUUUCAGAAAUAAAUUUUUGUCUCUCAAUGCAUGGUAA
Messenger RNA from Folsomia candida, 1754 nucleotides. Its product is annotated as zinc finger protein 160. Gene Ontology annotation, biological process: regulation of DNA-templated transcription. Lineage: Eukaryota; Metazoa; Arthropoda; Collembola; Entomobryomorpha; Isotomidae. Gene Ontology annotation, molecular function: RNA polymerase II cis-regulatory region sequence-specific DNA binding; DNA-binding transcription factor activity, RNA polymerase II-specific. The transcript is spliced from 3 exons. The record is from RefSeq and is a predicted model, not a curated record. Bases 155 to 1669 code for a protein of 504 amino acids.